UCACGUUCGCAUCUUCACUGCUACAAAGAACGGCUGAUAUUGGCUUGUGAUGACUGCUGUAUAAUGGUAUAUAACGGCUUAAUUUGAAUGUUACGGUACCAUAUCAAUCGAGGUCCAUGACAACAGCCUCGCCCUCUUCUACGGCCAUAGGCUCUACAGUUGGGCCAAUAACAACGUUAUUGUUAGUGAGAGGACGGGCGGAAACUAGAGGCUUAGAAGCCGACUGAUCCGCUAGUAUUCCUGGUGUUUCUUCAUGGUCUUCUGGUCGGCCUACCGCCAGCUCCUCCUGUGCCCUGCGCCUGGACUCAAGGAUAGCUUUCCUCACACUGUCUUUCUCGUCUGUUAAAGUCAGUGAGUGUGGGAUGUCGUAUAAUACCAUGGCCUGGCUUUGGUUCAUUCCCGCUAGCUCGCCAUCCUUAUUCGCGAGGAUAGAUGAGGGUAUGCGCCUGUUUAAGAGGCGCUUCUCGAUAUCUGGUAAAAAGACCAGUUUAUUUUCGUCGUCCGAUGACUCAAUCUCCUCGAGUUCUUUGUCCAGGUCGUAGAUGUAAACUUUAUGUUUCGUAUCGUCUAAUCGCAUCGUAUCAUCGUCGACUUGUUGUCUUUCUGGUGUCUUCAGGGCUGGGAGCGUGUUGGGACGUUGCUCGACGGAGGCAUGGAGGUGAUCGGCAUUGUGGUCUACAUCAGAUGAAAUUAGCCCAAGUCCAAACGAAAUGAAUACGGAGUGAAUAAGAACCUAAAUUGAGAGUGCUAAGUUUCUUCGACAGUCUGUCGUCGUUGAAAUUCAGUGUCUCAGCCUUUCUCUUCUUGACCCUGCCGUCCAUCGCGCGACGGUGCUCCAUCACAUUAUUUCGUAGCCCGAGCUCCAGCCAACUUUUUCUUUUAUCAACCGCUCGUCAAUAAGAUUGUAUCCUCUACAGCGAACGAGCUUUGUGUCCUCGUCGCGACGUCGAGCUUGAUUGAUACUUUGUCUGUAGCUGCUGUUCGAUUGGGCGGCUUGUCUCGUAGACGAUAGCGCUGGAUGGUUGUCGGCGGCUUGUGGAGGUCGACGUCUUUCUUGACUCGCUCGCCUAUCUUCUGCACCGUCGAAUCCACACGUAUCCUCCCUCGUUAUACCCAGAGACUCACUGCGCCAAGAUCUUCUAGACGAUCACACAUACAGUUAAUUGCCGGAGGAAGACGGUUUUCGGGCAAUAUGGCCAGCGAGACGGCCCAAGAGUGGCCCGCGCCACUGGUGAGGAAGACGUUCCUGGAGUAUUUCGCCGACAGACAGCACGAGAUUGUUUCUUCCGCCUCGGUGGUGCCACACAAUGACGCUACCCUCCUGUUCGCGAAUGCUGGUAUGAACCAGUUCAAGCCUAUCUUCCUGGGGACAGUUGGAGCCACCGAAGCAUUUGCCAGCAUGAAGCGUGCUGUUGAUACCCAGAAGUGUAUUAGAGCAGGUGGAAAGCACAAUGAUCUUGACGAUGUUGGAAAAGACUCCUAUCAUCACACAUUUUUCGAGAUGUUGGGUAAUUGGUCUUUUGGGGACUACUUCAAAAAGGAGACCAUCGAGUUCUCUUGGGAACUAUUGACCAAGGUCUUUAAGUUAGAUCCGGACCGUCUCUAUGUGACUUAUUUCGAGGGCGACAAAGACCUAGGCCUCGAGGCUGAUUUGGAGGCCAAGGAGCUGUGGAUGGCAGUUGGUGUUUCUGAAGACCACAUUUUGCCAGGAGACAUUAAAGAUAACUUCUGGGAGAUGGGAGAGACGGGACCAUGUGGUCCCUGCAGUGAAAUCCACUUUGAUAGAAUUGGGGGCCGAAACGCCGCCAGUCUAGUCAACCAGGAUGACCCAAAUGUGCUUGAGAUUUGGAACAACGUCUUCAUGCAAUUUGACAGACAAAAGGACAGGUCCUUAAAGGUUCUUCCCGCCAGACAUAUUGAUACCGGCAUGGGCUUUGAGCGCCUCGUGUCUAUUCUCCAAGACAAGACUUCCAACUACGCUACUGACGUUUUCACCCCGUUAUUCGCCAAAAUCCAGGAGGUUACCCAAGCUCGACCAUACACUGAUAAGUAUGGCAAAGAUGAUGCCGACGGAAUCGACACCGCAUACCGCGUGAUUGCGGAUCAUGUGCGCCUCCUCACAUUCGCUAUUUCUGAUGGAGCAGUUCCAAACAACGAAGGCCGUGGUUACGUUGUCCGCCGCGUCCUACGCAGAGGGUCGCGCUAUGCCAGGAAAUACUUCAAUGCCGAUAUUGGAAACUUCUUCUCCCGUAUUUUGCCAGCUCUGGUGGAGCAGAUGGGCGAACAAUUCCCCGAAAUUGUCAGGAUGCAGUCUGAGGUCGCUGAAAUCUUAGACGAGGAAGAAGCUCAAUUUGCCAGGACCUUGGACAAUGGUGAAAAGAUGUUUGAAAGAUUUGCUACAAGAGCUAUCAAGUCUGGCACCAACCGCCUCACUGGAGAUGAGGUCUGGCGUCUGUAUGACACUUACGGUUUCCCCGAAGAUUUAACCAAGAUUAUGGCGGAUGAGCGUAACAUCGGCUACAAUGAUGAAGAGAUCGAAAUUGCAAGGCUGAAGGCUCGCGAAGCUAGCAAGUCUACAAAGGAGGGUGUCAUUGCAUUCGCCAAGCUGGAUGUCCAUCAGAUCGCUGAGCUAAACAAGUCUGAGAUACCACCAACAAUCGACGACGCAAAGUACACUGGCAACGUUACUACUGGUAAAGUUAAAUUCAUCUAUGAUGGCAAAGACUUCCUGAAAUCCACCAAGGAGUUGGUGGCUGGUCAAAACUUUGGGUUGAUGUUGGAUCGUACCAAUUUCUAUGCCGAGUCAGGUGGCCAAGUUGCCGACGUUGGUAGAAUUGGUAUUGACGGUGGGGCUGAGUUCAAGGUUGUUGAUGUCCAGGCAUACGGUGGCUACAUUCUUCACAACGGGUUCCUAGAGCAGGGACAGCUUUCGGCUGAUGACGAGGUCACACUUGAAUAUGACGAAAUCCGAAGGCAACCCAUCCGCAACAACCAUACCGGAACCCAUAUCCUGAACCACUCCCUGAGAGAAGUUCUCGGCGAUGAGGUGCACCAGAAGGGCUCUUUGGUCGAUGCGGAAAAGCUCCGUUUCGAUUUCUCUAACAAGGUUCAGCUUACUUUGCCAGAGCUCCAAAAGAUUGAGGAUUUCUCAAACUCGUACAUCAGGCAAAACUGCAAAAUUUACUCCAAGGACGUCCAGCUUGAGGAGGCGCAGGGUAUUGUCGGUCUCCGCGCUGUGUUUGGCGAGACCUACCCCAACCCCGUCCGCGUAGUCUCUGUUGGUGUUGAUGUCGACACCUUGCUUGCUGACCCAAAGAAUGAGGAGUGGCGCAAAGUCAGCGUCGAAUUCUGCGGUGGCACACACGUGGACCAGACCGGAGAGAUCAAGGACCUCAUCAUCGUUGAGGAGAGCGGUAUCGCGAAGGGUAUCCGCCGUAUUAUUGCGUAUACUGGCCAGGCCGCCCGCCAAGUCCAGCUCGCUGCAAAGGACUUUUCACAGAGGCUCGACGCCCUCGAGGCACUGCCAUACGGACCUGAGAAGGAGCGCGAAAUCAAGGCCAUCUCGUCCGACCUCAAUGGUCUCAGGAUAUCCACUCUCACCAAGGAACAACUCCGUGACCGCUUCAGCAAGGAGUCGAAGAAGGUUGUCGAUGAGCAAAAGAAGCGUCAGAAGGCCGAGUCGAGCACUGCUACCGAUGCAGUAAAGGCAUACUUCAACGACCCGGAGAACAAGGAUAAGUCUUUCUACGUUGCGAGGUUACCGAUUUCCGCCAACAGCAAGGCUAUCAGCGAUGUGAUCAACUACUGCAAGAAAGAGGCGAAGGAUAAGACGGUGUAUGUCUUUGCUGGAGGCGAGGAGCAUGGAGCCGUUAUUCACGGUGUCUAUGUUGGAACUGCCCAUGCGACGGAUGUUCUCGCUGAAGAUUGGUCAGGGGCCGUAGUUGAUAUUCUCGGCGGCAAGUCCGGCGGCAAGCAGCCAACCCGCCAAGGACAGGGUGAGAAGCCUGAGAAGAUUGAUGAGGCUGUCAAUACUGCUACUAAGUGGCUUGAAAGCAAGUUGAAGAUCUAAGCGUCGUUCAUACUCAUAGAGUUGUGGGGUGAAUUCAACGGACCAAUCAGGGUGUAAAUUAUCACAAUGAAGAU
Messenger RNA from Pseudogymnoascus destructans, 4143 nucleotides. It is a transcript of the gene ALA1, whose product is annotated as Alanine--tRNA ligase. The transcript has 6 exons. Gene Ontology annotation, molecular function: amino acid binding; nucleic acid binding; ATP binding. Gene Ontology annotation, biological process: tRNA modification; alanyl-tRNA aminoacylation. The record is from RefSeq and is a predicted model, not a curated record. The coding region runs from base 1019 to 4069 and encodes 1016 amino acids. Lineage: Eukaryota; Fungi; Ascomycota; Leotiomycetes; Thelebolales; Thelebolaceae. Gene Ontology annotation, cellular component: cytoplasm; mitochondrion.